AUGAAGGAUGCUGUGAUGAGGAGAGGAGGGGACAUGGGCGGGGCUGAGGCGCUUCUCGUUUCCCCUCCACGCUUAGCGGGGCAGCAGGGCUGGAAACACCUCCCGGGAGCUCUCCAGCACGGAGAGCCGCCUGGCCAAAGGAACGCGCCUCACACUAACCAGGAUUACCAACAAUUCCUGAAAAAUAUACCUGCUCUUUAUGGCAUGUGGCUUGUAACUUUACUCCUGUUGUACUCUCUCCAAGAAGUACACAGUGAGGAUGCUAGCUCUACCAGGCUCUACUUUGUAAACGCCUCCCUGCAGAGGGUAACCUACUCCAGCUCAGUGGGGGUGUCCCUGCCCUGUCCUGCAGGGGGCACCCCCAGCGCCAUACUGCGCUGGUACCUGGCCACUGGUGACGACAUCUACGACGUGCCCCACAUUCGCCACGUGCACGCCAAUGGCACCCUCCAGCUGUACCCAUUCUCGCCCUCGGCCUACAACAGUUACAUCCACGACAACGACUACUUCUGCACCGCCGAGAACCAGGCGGGCAAGAUACGCAGCCCGAACAUCCGCAUCAAAGCUGUUUUCAGGGAACCCUACACUGUGCGGGUGGCCGACCAGCGCUCAAUGCGGGGCAACGUAGCAGUGUUCAAGUGCCUCAUCCCUGCUGCCGUGCAGGAGUACGUCAGUGUCGUGUCAUGGGAAAGAGACACCGUUUCCAUUGUUCCAGGUAACCGCUUCUCUCUGACCUCCUUUGGAGCUCUUUACAUCUCUGAUGUUCAGAAAGAAGACGCCCUCUCCACAUACCGCUGCAUCACCAAGCAUAAGUACAGCGGUGAAACACGGCAAAGCAACGGGGCCAGGCUUUCAGUAAUGGACCCUAGCGAGUCCUCGCCCACCAUCUUGGACAGUUUCCAAGCCGGGGAGGUGUAUGCAGGCCAGAGCAUCGAGCUCCCCUGCAUAGCGGGCGGCUACCCAAGCCCAACCGUGCGCUGGCUGAAAGAUGGCCGAUCUCUGCCCUCGGACGCCCGCUGGACUCGGCGCUUGACCGGGCUGACCAUCAGCGACCUGAGGCAGGAGGACAGCGGCAGCUACGCCUGCGAGGUCACCAACAGUUUUGGCUCAAAGGAGGUGUCUGGACAGCUUCACGUUAUAGAUCCACUGCGAGUGACGCUCUCUCCAAAGAACAUGAAAACCGGCAUCAGCAGCACACUGUUCUUCACCUGCACCGUGGAGGGUUCUCCAGAAUACACCAUCACCUGGUUCAGGAAUACCGAACUCAUUGUUCCCGACCAGCACAUUUCCAUGCAGGGACAACACAACGACACGCUUCAGAUCGUGGCAGCACAGAAGUUUCACUCCGGAGCAUACCAGUGCUUCGCUUCCAGAAAAGGCCACACAGCUCAGGAUUUUUCCAUAAUUCUCUUAGAGGACGGUACUCCUCGUAUUGUGUCUUCCUUCAGCGAGCGGGUGGUUAACCCGGGUGAGCCUUUCUCCCUCAUGUGUGCCGCCAAAGGAGCCCCGCCGCCCUCAAUCACUUGGACUUUGGAUGAGGAGGCCGUGGUUCGAGAUUCCACGUACAAGACCAGCCAAUACACCCUGUCAGACGGCCUGACCGUGUCUCACGUCAACGUCAGCAGCCCGCUUAUUCGACAUGGGGGAGUGUAUCGUUGCGUCGCACGCAACUCGGCCGGUAGCGCCGAGUACCAAGCGCGCAUAAACGUAAGAGGUCAGCCUCAAAUCAGACCCAUGAGAGACAUCACAGCAGUGGCAGGCAGAAACACGUAUAUAACGUGCCGCGUGAUCGGGUACCCAUACUACUCGAUCAAGUGGCUGAAAGACGGCAUGCAGCUGCCUGAUAAUCACCGUCAAGUGGUGUUUGAGAACGGCACCCUGAGGCUGACGGACGUGCAGAAGGGCGCCGACGAAGGGACAUACCUCUGUAGCGUUUUGAUCCAGCCCCAGGUGUCAAUCAACCAAACCGUCCAUGUAACGGUUAAAGUGCCGCCGCUCAUCCAGCCCUUCGACAUCCCCUCUACCUCAGUGGGGAAGCUCAUGUACAUCGCCUGCGUGGUUUCAUCCGGGGACAUGCCCAUACGCAUCACCUGGCACAAAGACGGCCAGCUCAUAGUGCCAGGCUCCGCCUCUGGCGUCGCAAUAGAGACCAAAGAGUUCAUGAGCUCCCUGCAGAUCUCCAAGGUGACACUGAAGCACAACGGGAACUACACCUGCAUCGCCAGCAACGCCGCAGCCAACGUCAGCUGGGAGAGACAGCUGAUUGUCACCGUGCCGCCCCGGUUUGUGGUUCAACCCAACAACCAGGACUGCAUUUACGGAAAAGCUGGAGUUCUGAACUGCUCAGUGGAGGGUUAUCCGCCUCCGAAAGUCAUGUGGAAACACGCCAAAGGUGUUGGAAAUCCACAGCAGUAUCACCCCGUCCCCCUCACCGGCCGCAUCCAGAUCAUGUCGAACGGCUCCCUGCUCAUCCGACACGUCCUUGAGGAUGACCGAGGCUACUACCUCUGUCAGGCCUCCAACGGCGUUGGCUCAGACAUCAGUAAAAGCAUGAUCCUGACUGUAAAGAUUUCCUUCCAGCUAAACCCAGCCGAGCGAGGAGAUUCAGUCUUCUUCUCCUGUCACGCCAUCAACUCCUAUGGAGAGGGCCGAGGACUCAUCCAGCUCACCGUUCAAGAACCCCCUGAUCCUCCUGAGCUGGAGGUGAGGGAAGUGAAGGACAGAAGCAUGAACCUGCGUUGGAUCCAAAGGUUUGAUGGCAACAGCAUCAUCACCAGCUAUGACAUUGAGUACAAGAACAAAUCAGACUCUUGGGAUCACAUGUACACCACCAGGAACAUUUCACCUACAAACAAUCAAGCUAAUAUCGUGGAGCUGCAUCCAGCUUGUGUUUACAGCAUCCGCAUGUAUUCUUAUAACAAAAUCGGCCGCAGCCUUCCCAGCAAAGAGCUAACUAUCAGCACAGAGGAAGCGCCACCUGAUGGGCCCCCGAUGGAUGUUGUACUGCAGCCAAUGACGUCACAGAGCAUACGAGUCACAUGGAGGGCUCCUAAAAAGGAGCUGCAGAACGGCGUGAUCCGAGGCUAUCAGAUCGGUUACAGGGAGAACGGACCAGGCAGCAACGGGCAGUACAGCAUCGUGGAGAUGAAAGCAACGGGGGACAGCGAGGUGUACACCUUGGACAACCUGAAGAAGUUUGCUCAGUACGGCGUGGUCGUCCAGGCUUUUAACAGAGCCGGAACCGGACCGUCCAGCACCGAGAUCAACGCCACCACGCUGGAAGAUGUGCCCAGCGAGCCCCCGCAGAAUGUGAGAGCAAUCUCUGUGACGUCAGACGAGGCGGUGAUCACGUGGUCGGAGCCGCCACGCAUGACGCUGCACGGCGUGCUGAAAGGCUACAGGGUUGUGUUUUGGUCCCUCUUCCCGGACGGAGAAUGGGGAGAGAUGCAGAACAUCACCACCACACGGGAACAAGUGGAGCUCCGCGGGCUUGAGAAGUUCACUAACUACAGCGUUCAGGUCCUGGCCUACACGCAGGCCGGAGAUGGAGUCCGCAGCAACGUGCUGUACAUCCAGACACGCGAGGACCUUCCCGGUCCGCCAGCCGGCAUCAAGGCGGUUCCUUCCUCUCCAAGCAGCGUGGUCGUGUCUUGGUUACCGCCUCUCAAACCAAACGGCGUUAUCCGCAAAUACACCAUUUACUGCUCCAGUCCAGGAUCUGGGCAGCCGGCGCCCAGCGAGUACGAGGCCAACCCCGAGAUGCUCUUUUACCGCAUCACGCACCUCAGCCGUGGCAAGCAGUACCACAUCUGGUCUGCAGCGGUGACAACCGCUGGCCGAGGCAACAUCAGCGCAAAGGUCACCGUGGAACCUGCUGGGAAAGUUCCGGCCAAGAUCCUUUCCUUCGGGGGGACGGUGACCACACCCUGGAUGAAGGAAGUGCGUCUGCCCUGCAGCUCGGUAGGAGAACCCGCCCCCACCAUCAAAUGGACCAAAGACAGCGAGGACUCCACCCUUCCUGUGACAGCUGACAGCCAGCGGCAGAUCCUGUCCAACGGGACGCUGGUGCUGCGGUCAGUCAAAGCAGAGGAUUCUGGGUACUACACCUGCACGGCUACCAACACCUUGGGCUUUGACACCAUCAUUGUGAACCUGGUGGUUCAAGUUCCUCCUGAUCAGCCCCGUCUGACUGUCUCCACCACCUCCACCUCCUCCAUCACCCUGGCUUGGAUUCCUGGGGACAACGGAGGAAGUUCGAUCAGAGGGUUUGUGCUGCAGUACUCUGUGGACAACACAGAGGAGUGGAGGGAUGUGUUCAUCAGCUCCAGCGAGCGUUCCUUUCGGUUGGAUAAUCUGCGCUGCGGAACGUGGUACAAAGUCAAGCUGGCUGCUAAGAACAGCGUCGGCUCGGGUCGCAUCAGUGAGAUCAUCGAGGCCAAGACGCAUGGAAGAGAGCCUGUGUUUAACAAGGACCAGCCGCUGCUCACACACAUCAACUCCACACACGCAGGACUGAACCUGCAGGGCUGGACCAGCGGCGGCUGCCCCAUCACCGACCUCAUGCUGGACUUCAGGCCCAAAGGCACGUGGGCCUGGCAGAGCCUCAAGGCCAACUCCACCAAUCAGCUGUUCCUCAGUGAGCUGCGAGAGGCUACGUGGUACGAGCUCAAAAUGAAGGCCUGCAACAGUGCUGGCUGUGGAAACCAGACCUCCCAGUUUGCUACCACCGACUACGACGGCAGUACGAUCCCGCCCAUCAAAUCGGCCCGUGGGGAAGGGGACGAUGUGAAAAAACUCUUCUCCAUUGGCUCUCCUGUAAUUCUGGUCACUCUAGGCGUGGCUUUACUCUUCAUCAUCCGCAAGAAACGCAAGGAGAAGCGGCUUAAACGGCUCAGGGAUGCAAAGAGCCUGGCUGAAAUGCUCAUCAGCAAGAACAACCGCAGCAUAGACACGCCUGUGAAGGGCCCUCCCCAGGGGCCGAGGCUCCACAUCGACAUCCCGCGAGUUCAGCUGCUCAUCGAGGACAAGGAGGGAAUCAAGCAGAUAGGAGAGGACAAAGCCGCGGUGCCGGUGACGGACACAGAGUUCAGCCAGUCCGUCAACCCUCAGAACUUCUGCACCGGAGUGGCUCUGCACCACCAGGCCCUCAUUCAGAACUCAGGGCCUCUGAUCGACAUGUCGGACAUCCGUCCCGGCACCAACCCUGUGUCAAGGAAGAGCAUCAAAUCCGCCCACAGCUCCAGGAACAGAUACUCCAGCCAGUGGACGCUGAGUCGACCCAGUCAGUCCACAGCUUCGGCUCGGACUCUGACAUCAGACUGGCGGACGAUGGGAUCCCACGGCAUCACCGCCACGGAGAGCGACAGCUACAGCGCCAGCCUCUCGCAGGACACGGAUAAAGGUCGGAACAGCAUGGUGUCGACGGAGAGCGCGUCCUCCACCUACGAGGAGCUGGCCAGAGCGUACGAACACGCCAAGCUGGAGGAGCACCUGCAGCACGCCAAGUUCACCAUCACAGAAUGCUUCAUCUCGGACAGCUCGUCUGACCAGAUGACCACGGGUACCAAUGACCCGGCAGACAGCAUGACCUCCCUCAGCACGCCGUCUGAGCCGGGCAUCUGCCGCUUCACCGCCUCACCGCCCAAACCGCAAGACUACGACCGCGGGAAAAACGUGGCGGUGCCCAUUCCCCACCGGGCGAACAAAAGUGAAUUCUGCAAUCUACCCCUUUACAUGAAGUCGGACCCAUUCUUCCGGAAGCAAGGGGACUCCCUGCAUGACCCAUGUCCAGCUGUGCCACCGCGGGAAGCCUCGAUUCGCAGCCUGACGCAGCGGGCGUACCACACCCAGGGCCGCCACAAGACUCUGGACUCGGCCAAGCAGCAGGCGCUGACGCUGGGUCACUCCGGCCUGGGCAGCCUGGGGGCCAGCUCGGGCACCUCCACCUUGCCCCAGAGAACUCUCACCAUGCCCAGCUCCGGCAACGCGGCGACGGCCUCCACGUCCAGCACCAGCAGCAACCCGGCCGGCAGCAACAAGGUGGGCGGCUCCAGAGACUCGCUGCUGGAGAGCAGCUCCUCAGCCCUGGGGAGGCUGCAGAAACAGAGCGUGGGGGCCUAUUCCAAGUCCUACACGCUGGUGUAGUCCAUUCUGCUGCACAGACUUGCACUGCUGCCCCGUUCCUCAGCCGGCGCCACCCUGGCUCUCAUCAGUCUGGGCCAGAACAGGCUUUCUGAAAGCCGAGCCAACGGUGAGCCGACCAGCUUCCUGUCUACUUUUCCUCCAGAGGGGGCGGAGGUGUCCCGCCCCUCUAGACAGAGACCCAGCUAACCCUUCUCUUCAUGUUUAAAAUGGAACUCAAUACGAGAACUACUAACUCCGACUAACAGUUCCAGCCGGCUGGUGCUCAGCUCCACUCAGUUCCUGCAGGAGACACGCAGCCAAUCACAGAACGGGAUUCCUGCUAACGUGACUCUAACUGAAGAGCUGAUGGUUCCCAGUUCAUGACAACAAAGACUAUAGCAGCCAUUACGAAGCUGUGCGACCAUCCACACACACACACACACACACACACACACACACACACACACACACAAUGUCCUUCAUAGUUUUUGAUUUAUUUUGUAUUUUUGGUCCAUUUGCAGGACUUCAGUUCAGUCCCCGGUUUUCUCUCACUCUCUCGGUGUCUCUCCCCAACAAGAAUAGGCAGAUUUUCCCCCUUUUUGAUUAUGAUCCCCCCAAAAAUGAAGGAUUCAGGUUCACCUCCUGGAUUAGUAUUCUCCACUCAUCUCUCUGCAGCUGAACCAUCUCAACUCUUCAACCCCAAUGAAGCAGCUAGAAUUUCUCACCUUGCAAAUAGAGAAUAUUUGGUAUUAUAAAGAAUUUUACAUAUAUAUUUCUAUGUAGGUAUAUUAUUGACAUUUAAGGGAAAUGAUGACAAAGUAUAAACUGUAUAUGCUACACCGAAGUGAUAGUUCUAUACAGCAGUUUGUUAGCGGCAAAUUUUAAGAAAGGAGACAAUCGCUCAAUCAUUGAAGUUAGAAGUAGAGAAAAUUUAAGAAAAGUCGGACUUAAGAGAGAAAAUGUUUAGUAUAUAUAUGUGAGAUAUUCUGUAUGUUAGUGCUUGUUUGCGGGCUAACAGAAAGCGGGUUGGGAAGAUGUGUUUGUGUGUUUCUGGGGGGGAAACGAUCACUAUGCCGAUACACUAUAACGAUAUGAUAAUGAAAUCUUCUUACCCGGCAUGUCGGCCUGUGAGUCUGUGGUGGACAAGGUGUGCAAACGUCCUGCUAAUACAUUAAAUGUACCUUAAAUACAAAAAGUCGAGCAACACAAAGGAAAAAAAAUGCUGAAAUCUUAUAAAUAGAAGAGAGCAGCAAAAUGCAAAUGUGCUGCAAAUACAUAAACCUGCCGCAACACAUAAACGGUGCUGAUUCAAAGGGUAAAUGGGGAAAAAAAGAACAGCUGCAAGUAAAGACAGAGAGAAACAGAAUGGCAAUGGUUUGGUCUAUAAGCCGUUUUAUUUUUUUCUAUUUUUGCUGACCUCACAGUUACGUCUGAUAGCUGGAGGCAAAGAAAAAAAAGCAACUGUAGGAAAUCUUUGUAAACCAGCAUGGGAUUGGUAGGGAUUAGCCAUGAAAAUCCAGAUUUGAUUUUGACUCCAAUUAAUUAACAUAUUGAAGCUGUUCGUGGAAUCUGUCUGCUUCCAGCAAAGCUCCGCCCACAGGAAUACGUCAAAGUGGGUGUGACAUUUAAAGGACCUGACCCACGUUGACCAGGUCCUUUAAAGAAGGCUGGAAGUGAGCGGCUGGGAAUGGGGACGUCCUACCGUCACCCCAGCGUUACUUUGGUCUUCUAACCGUGCCGAUGGAACCCAAAGCGUUUCUGUUUCUACUGUCCUUUAUCUUGAUAUAUUAAAAACAAAAAGAAGGUGCCACAGCCGCUAUGAGAGAAUUAACAGGACAGAUCAAAAAUCAGACAGGCCUGUUUGGCUUCUAUGCAGCUUUCCUUUGCAUCUGUUCUGUCGGUUUUUGUUUGCAGCUUUUGUAUGCAUUUGCAGCACAUUUGCACCCCUGGGCCACCAUUAGAUUCAGAAAUUAUAGUAAGGUUACGCCUCUCUUCUGUUACCACAAACUUCGACAUUAAGUCAAAACGGACCCAAAGUAGCUUAGAAAAGGGAAGCAAGUCAAAGGUUUACAAAACCAAACCUAAAAAUGCGUAACAACCUGGGAAAUCUUUCAAAAGACCCAGGUUCUCCGUCAUCGUGUCUCUAUCUCAGCGGAUGAAACACCUUCUUGCUGUUUGCUGCAAAUCGGUCCCAGACGCGGGCUGGUGUGAGGGGCCCCGGGUCUGCGGGGGCCGAUUGCCAAUCAUCACAGAUGUAGUCCUUUGCUUCUCAGCCAAAUAAAUAAGCUGAAAUGAAUGCCAGUCAUAAUGUGAAUGAAAUAUUAAUAAUAUUAAUGUCAAGAGAUGUUCUAUGUCAGGGAGUUCAAUUUUGAAGUUUAUAUGAUGUUCAUUGAAUUGAUAUCCUCGUUGUUGUCCUGUCUGAAAACUGUAAAUGUCCCUCCUUUUUUUUUUUUUUUUUUACCCCCUCCCCCCCUUUUUUACACCAUUGUACAUGAAAACAGGAACCUAUUGGGAUGCCUUUUUGUCAAGCAUUCCAACAGUAGUGUUUCCUGUUUACUAUUUAUUUCUCCAUUUGCUGUUUGUUCGUCUGCUCUUUUCUUUUUUGAGGGGGUGGGGGGGGUUCUGUUGGUUUUUAUUGGUCUCCAGUUCUGUCAGUUUGUUUCCAGAGGUCCAGCAGUACCAGGCCUGUGGUUUUACACCGGUUCAGCCUAUUGAAAUCAGGGACUGUGGCUCUUUUGGUCCAAACUGAUAUCAUGUUGUGUAAAUACUGGACCAGAGCCGUUCUGUAGAACUGCUUCGUUUCAGCUCUCGCCUUUGACCCCCCACCCCGACCCACCGUGAUGAACGGAGGAAUAUGCCACCACCUCCCCAACCCACCUGGAUCAUCAUCUCUACCUUUUGUCGGUGUUGUUUUUAAGUCCAGUCUUGUACAUCACACACAGUUUUGUAUGAAGAGCUAUUUUCUUCAAAAUAAAUCAGGGGACACAUCAAGGUGGAAAGUCCCUCUUUCAAAACUGAAAUAACAUCACAAUUUUUUUUUUUCUUAAAAAAAAAUGGACAAAUACGCCCCCUCCCCCCCAUAUGUUUUUGAUACUAAUUUGUUAAUUUCUUGUCUUUUUAUUUAAAAAAAAAAUCAGAUUUCGAUGUUGUCAUUUGUUCUAUUUACUUUUUUAUUGUUUUCUAUUUUGUUCAACCCUUGAAAAAGUCAUUGCAUGCUUGCUAAAAGGGAAAAAAAUGAUGGAAAAAUGUUUGAAAAAAAAAAAUUGCUGAGGAUAUCCCAAACAUUUCUUUUAAGUUGCUUGUUACAGCAAUUGCUUGUGUUCAAAGGUACAUUUUCUAUGAAAAAGCAAAAACUAAAAAGAUCAUUCUAACACCUUGUGCAA
Molecule: messenger RNA, 9506 nt
Organism: Cyprinodon variegatus (sheepshead minnow)
Lineage: Eukaryota; Metazoa; Chordata; Actinopteri; Cyprinodontiformes; Cyprinodontidae
Product: Down syndrome cell adhesion molecule-like protein 1 homolog
Biological process (GO): axon guidance; homophilic cell-cell adhesion; dendrite self-avoidance
Cellular component (GO): plasma membrane; axon
Molecular function (GO): cell-cell adhesion mediator activity
Source: RefSeq, a predicted model, not a curated record